Molecule: messenger RNA, 771 nt
Organism: Effrenium voratum
Lineage: Eukaryota; Dinophyceae; Suessiales; Symbiodiniaceae
Source: the annotation of a GenBank genome assembly
UCCUUGGCAUACCCACACUAGUUGGCUCGAAUCCUCAUGGCCGCUCGAUUUCGUGCAGUGGCAACGCGGGCAGCCCGGGGGUCCUUCCUGGUGCUGGGGGUAGGCCUGGCUGCGAAAGAAAUCCAUGAUCUUUUCUUCGAGGAGGCGCAAGUGGACCAGCGAGCGCAGCUGUUCCUGGGUCUGGACCCAGAGGUCAUCGCUGCCAGGACGGAGCGAGAGCGGCAGCUGCGGGCGAUCAUGUCAUCUGCGGACAGGCGAGCACGGGAGGUGUUGGCGCAGGGUGGCAGCAAGGCACAAGAUGCCCUGCUGAAGCUCAGGGGUGAACUUGUGGAGGAGGCUCAUCAGGUGAUGUACCCCUCCAUCUCCCGGGAUGAGCUGCAGCGCAGGCGGCAAAGCUACGGGAAUGUGAAGUGGACGGAGGAAGCCAUGAGCCGGAUCGCAGGGUUCUCCCCUUUGGUGGAGGUGGGCGCCGGCGAGGGCCAGUGGCAGGCGGAGUUGCGCCGGCGCGGCGCGGAUGUCACGGCCUUCGACAACCAGUCCAGUCCCAGCCGCUUCGGGACCGACGACAGGCGGCGGUCCGGAGAAGUGUGGGCCGCAGGCUGCUGCUGGUGUACCCACCUCCAGGGCCCAUGGCAUACAGGUGCCUCAUGCACUACAGGGGGGACGUCCUCCUCUACGUGGGCGAAGGCCGGGGCGGCGUGAACGGCGACGGGGCCUUCUUUGAUGCCUUGGCGGCGGGAUGGAAACUCGAGGAGACUCUUCCAUUGGACA